AUGAAUGGGUUUGGAACUGGAAGAUCAAUGCCAUGGAACAUGUACCCAAGUUCCGAUCCGAGUCUGUCUCAACCUGUAUUCGAUAAGGAACCGCUGUUGAAAAACUUGGGGACAUCUAUGAAUGCCAUUUCUUUCGGCUUUGUUGCUACAGCCAUCUUGAUAUCCAUGUUUGCUAUCAUGGCCAUCUUCGAACACCUUUUUCAGCCAAAUCCUGCUUUUUCUUCAACCGUUCAAGACGGUGCUGUAUCGACACCGUAUGCGACUGAUUUGACGGUGGUGAUGCCGGGAGAACAAUAUCCUACCCAUAUAGCUCAGCUUGCUCCUCUCCCUUGUCCAAGGGAAGGCAUCUAUUGGCCUCCCCAUGAACAUAGUUUAGUAUAUCCUUAA
Messenger RNA from Hibiscus syriacus, 387 nucleotides. RefSeq lists its product as uncharacterized. Bases 1 to 387 code for a protein of 128 amino acids. The transcript is spliced from 2 exons. The record is from RefSeq and is a predicted model, not a curated record. Lineage: Eukaryota; Viridiplantae; Streptophyta; Magnoliopsida; Malvales; Malvaceae.